Drosophila subobscura is the source of this 4177-nucleotide messenger RNA. Its product is annotated as nuclear pore complex protein DDB_G0274915. The transcript has 4 exons. The coding region runs from base 184 to 4095 and encodes 1303 amino acids. NCBI's taxonomy places the organism in Eukaryota, Metazoa, Arthropoda, Insecta, Diptera, Drosophilidae. The record is from RefSeq and is a predicted model, not a curated record.
ACCUCUACUCAAAGCGUUUUCAUCGUCGUGCGGACCAAAAAAAAGAAUAAAGUAAAACGUUUUGACUUGAUGCUGAUUUCUGUAGAUUUCCUGGAUAUUUGACACUUGCACCAUAGACAGACAAUAACACUGCAACUCGCCAGAUUGGAUUUGUCGCCAGAAAUUGGAACGGCCUGAAACAUAAUGAAGCAUCAGUCGCGCUUGAGCAUGAGCAGCAUGUCACCGCAUCGCAGCCAUCCCAUGGCUGACUCUACAAGAAUCGAUGGGACUCCAGUGUCUCCUCGGAAUUCGGUUGCGAAUCUCAUGCACAGAACUCUGAGUCUCGAACGAAGCCAAAGUACAACUAAUGGCAGCCUGGGAAUCCGCAACGCAUCAUCGCCCUCCACGAUAUCACGACAGAAACUGAACCUCAGUCAGCUGGAUCCCAAAACCUUUGUGGAUGUGCACAGCAGUGGGCUGGCCUCUCGCAUAGUCGCAUAUCAUCACGAUAGCACCGUGGGCGCGCGUCGUGGUCUGCAGCGCAGCAUGUCUGUGAGCAAUCUUUACAACCCGCUGAAGCAGCCAAGAAGGACCCCGUCGUCCCCACUGCCGUACAGACCCUCGCCGCCGACACUGUCCAUGACGCAAAUUGCGCCUCCAGAGCGCAGUUUCUAUUGCGGCAACACGCUGCCUGGGCUGCUGCUCUCCAAUUCAGUGGUGGGUGUCCACAAGGCAAACAAUGAGCACGAGCAGCUGUCGCGUGAGAAUCGCCCCAUUAUGCAUCCACAUCCGCCGCAGCAUGAGAGCGAGCCCACCAGGAGUGUGCUGGAAGAGCUCAAAGAGAUCUCCCGGAAGCGCAUCAACAGUGGGGAAACACAAAAGCAGCACGAGUUCCUCAAGAGGAGCUGCCAACGCAUAGCCGACUUUGUGGACCAUCAUCCGGCGCAGUCUCCGGCGACGACCUUCAAAAGACAACGAGAGCUGAGUGUGGCAGUUCCACUGAGACACCAUCAUGCGGCGACAACGACGGUGCCACAGCUAGCGCCGACACAGACACAGAUACAGAUGCAGACACAGCAUCACCUGCCGAUCACUGAGGCCAUUUCACCGGAGCAGCUGGCAAAGCGUCGCAACUGUAGCUACAGCAAUGACAUUGCCUCCUCGUUGAGCUCCAGCCGCCGGCACGUGAGCAAGCGCAAGCUGUACGACAUGAGGGAGAGCAUGCGCCAGAGCAGCAUGGAGGGCACAGCCAACGGCAGUUCGCCCGAGAUUUCCCCCAGCGCCCACGUGGCCAAGAUGCAGCGCAAGAUAGAAGCCGAGUCCGUAUCCAAAACACAGAGUGUGCCAAUUGCCAGUGUGCCAGUGGUGGCACCACAGCGCACCAUCUCUGCACCGACUCUAGGACAGCAGCAGCAGCAGGCUGCAGUGGAGCUGCCAUUGCCUGUCUCCUCCAAGCCGAAGCUAACGCUAUUCAAUGCCAAGCAAACGCAAGAACAGCUGCAAAAGCAGCCAACGAAACACUACGACCUCGACAGUCCCGAUGUGGAUGCUGGCGAGUACGCGGGCAUACAGUUUGUGAAGCCCAAGCAGCAAAACUCCAUGGGUGGCGUGAAGAAUCCCAGUGUCGAGCGCACACAUAAAACCAAGCUGGCCAUUAUGCUGAGUGGGCUGCGCGGCGAGAUUUACCAGGGAGACGAACCAGACGAAUUGGACGCACCCGUCAGUCCAAAGACACCCAUCAAACAACCGAUUGUUGCACUGACAUCCAAAGCGGCAACCGCAACCCUUGCCACAACGACCAGCAUCUCGACAAUAACCAAGACCCCGACAACGUCCAUCAGUGACAAGCCAAUUAUAUUGACUGAAAAGGUGAUUGCCACAGCACCAACAGCAGGACCAGCAACAGCAACAGCUCCAACCACCACAACCCCCAUGACAAAUGGUUUACAGCCAAAGCUUCUGUUUGGCCAAGCCCCUACGCCAGCAGCGACAGUCCCUAAGCAAACGCCAGUUACAACAGCAUCGAGCUCUCCUGCAGCCACAACAGCAUCGAGCUCUCCUGCAGCCACAACAGUGCUGACAUUUGGAAGUCCAAAAUCCACAGCCACAACCACUGCCACAGCCACAAGCAGUGCUCCAGCGCCUGCACUCUCGUUUGGAAAAGCCCCAACAGUAGGCACUGCCACCCCAUUCAAACUGGACAGCAAUCCAAAUUCCCUCAGUAAGAUGAAUGGAUUACCAAGCAUUGGUGGGAUAGCAGCAAUUACAUCGGUGUCAGCACCAGCAGCGACUGCUACGCCAGCAGCAAUGAGCUUCGGAAGCAGCAGCAGCACCACCACAGCGGCAGGCACAGCCUCAUUUAUGUUUGGAAAAUCGGAAGAGUCCAGCGGAGCAGCAGCAGCAGCCAAGCCUCCUGUAUUUAGUUUUGGUGCCGGCACAACAGCCACAGCAACAGCGGCACCAUCAUUUUUUGGCAAUCCGCCACAGAGCAACGGUUUUGGCAGCGCAUUCAAGCAGCCGGAAGCGAUCAAAGCCAGCACCACAGUGGAGCCAGAGCCAGCAAAGCCAUCCACCAUCAUCGGAAUUAAGUCAAACUUCGGCUCCAACAGUUUUGGCAGCGCAUUUAAGCAGCCUGCAGCGACAACAACCACGACCACAGCAGUCACAGCCGCAGCACAGCCGUCCAAUGCGUUCAGUUUCUCGGGAACAACAAACACAUCGGUAGCGCCAGCGCCAGCACCAGCAGCAAAUCUCUUUGCUUUUGGUGGAGCGGCAGCCGCAAAGCCAGCGGAACCAGCAGCCGCACCAGCGCCCUCAAACUCAACAAACAUCUUUGGACAGAGUGCAGCUGCCACUACACCGGCAACUUUUUCCUUUGGCGGCGCAGCAGCAGCAGCAACAGCACCAAAUACCAUCAAGGAGACAAACAAGCCAUCGUUUGCAUUCGGUGGCGACCCCAGCGCCACAACUGCCGCCCAAUCGAAUGGCAGCAACACCAACACCAACAAUUUGUUCAACUUUGGGGCAGGCGGCACGAGUGGCACUCCUUCCUUUGGCAGCGCCGCAUCGACCAAUGCCCCAUCGAGUAGUGCCUUCAGCUUCAGUGCAGCUCAGAAGCCGAUCGGCUCGCAGAUCGACAAUAAUAAUACAGCUCCAGGAGCUGCAACAGCCACAAAACCAUUUGCAUUUGGUGGCGGACAGCAACAGGUCAAUGGAGCAGCCACUGCACCGUCGGGAGGAUUCUCCUUUGCGGCCGCUGCCAAGAAGAACGAGGCGACAGCCGUUGGCGGAGCGAGCAUGUUUGGAACGCCAAACAACGCCAGCACUGGCGCUAAGCCAAGCUUCAGUUUCGGCGGAAGCAGCAGCAGCACUCAGAAUGGAGCAGCAGCACCAGCAACAGGGCAGCAGUCAGCACCAGCUCCUGGUCAGCCGGGCGCAUUCUCCUUUGCCGCUGUCGCCAAGAAGGAGACCAGUGGCGCCAGCAUGUUUGGCCAGCCUGCGUCCGCCACACCCAGCGCGUCCAUCAAGCCGAGCUUCAGUUUUGGUGGCAGCAGCAGCAACUCCACCCAAAAUCCAGCAGCAACAGCACCUGCUCCGGCGCCAAGCUUUGGCGGAUUUGGAGCAGCUCCAGCUCCUGCUGGCAAUCAAAGCAAACCCUUUGCAUUUGGUGGCACUACAGCCGCAGCUCCCAGCGCAUCUCCGGCGAUGGGCGGCAACCUGUUUGCCAAUGCGGUGAGUGCCGUGCAGAAUCAGCCCAAGCCGGGCGGCUUCUCGUUUGGCGGAACAGCAAGCAAGACGAACACCCAUCAGGCAGCGGCCCCACCACCUGGAAACGCACCAUUCUCGUUCGGAGGAGCAACAGCAGCUGGUGGCAUGGCCUCUCCGCCGAGCAGCCAGAACGUGAAUACGACAAAGCCGUUUAGCUUUGGCAGCGCUGCCAGUGCCUUCGGCAGCCCCAGUCCGUCGCCGGUGCAGGCAGCACCAGCAGCCAAUUUUGGCACACCAUCGGCGAGUGUGGCGCCCGGCAUGUCCCAGCAAAUCAAUGCUGGAAAUCUGUUUGCCUUACCGCCGGAGCAACGCCCCAUAAGACGUGCCACCAGGCGGCUGCAGAAGUAGGAGACCUCUGAGUGUGUAUUUGUAAAUGGAAUAUGUCUUUAGUUCAACUGAUUUAUGAAACAAAUAAAAACAGCUCCCCAAA